ACAAUGUCGACUUCUCGCGGUCUGGAAGGUCCUCUCUCGAAAUGGACGAACGUCGUUCAAGGCUGGCAGUAUCGCUGGUUUGUCUUAGACAAAGAGUCGGGUUUACUGUCUUACUACACAUCGAAGGAAAAGAUGAUGAAAGGCUCGAGAAGGGGCUGUCUACGUUUAAGAGGAGCUGUAAUUGGCAUAGAUGAUGAAGACGAUAGCACAUUUACUAUCAGCUGUGACAACAAAACUUUCCAUUUUCAAGCUCGUGAUAAAGAGGAAAGAGACAGUUGGGUGGCAGCACUAGAAGAUACGAUUGAUUAUCAUGCACAACCAGUGAAGCGCUUAACCAGAGAAGACAAAACUCCAGGUUUAGUGUCACAACAAGAAAUUGAUCAAAGUCUUCGAGAGGCAACAGGAUAUCACAAGCUGCUGAUAGACCAAGUGCAGAAACUGGAGGCUCGAUUUGAAAGUUUUACUGCACAAUUAGGACGUCAAUCACAGGUAGUGACAGAAAUCUCACAGGGCAUGGUUGAUGCUAUGAAAGAGUGCCUGGAUCUCAUGCACAGAGCACGGCUACGUGAUGGUCAAGCUGUUCUUGGAACUGAGAGUGAUGAUGUAUUGACACAUCUGCAUAAGUUUGGGUUACAAAACAAACAAGAUGCACAUCAGCCAUCAAAUGUGAGAGAAUCGAGAAAAGUAAAUGCAACAAUAAAAAAGACAGAAAUAAAGCAGGAUGAAAGCAACGCACAUGAGGGGACAAAACAGGAGACAGAGAAGUCUACGACAUCAAGAGUGAAUUUGGAUUCUGUCAGUCCUCUUGUAACACUUCCAGUCUACCAGGAAGGUGAGCCGUUUGCUUCAUACUCAAGCGAUGAAGACCCAGAAUUCUUUGAUGCCAAUGAGAUACUGGAUGACGAAGAGAAACCAAACGAUUUAACUGUUGCAUCAAAACCUGUUCAUGUUCGGGUACGAACAGCAUCACAGGAAAAAGUAUUGGCUGACAGUGACAGUGACAGUGAUGAUGCUUCAGGUGCCGACAGAAGUGUUAUUUCUCACCUUUUGUCUCAAGUUCGUAUCGGCAUGGAUCUUACUCGUAUCACUUUGCCAACAUUUAUACUCGAAAAACGAUCGCUACUUGAGAUGUACGCUGAUUUCUUUGCUCAUCCAGACAUCUUUGUGCAUGUUACUGAUCUACCCGACCCUAAAGACAGAAUGAUUCAAGUUGUCAAGUGGUACCUCUCUGCUUUCCAUGCCGGUAGACGGGGUGUUGUUGCAAAGAAGCCAUACAACCCCAUUCUUGGAGAGAUAUUUCAGUGUUACUGGGAUCUCAGUGACAUCAGCUCAUUAGACUCUCCAUGCUCUCAACUGGUUGACAGUGGACCAGUACCCUGGGCAGCAUCUAACUCGGUCACAUUUAUAGCAGAACAGGUGUCCCAUCAUCCACCAAUUUCUGCUUUUUAUGCUGAAGAUGCGAGUAGACGGAUAGAGGUGAAUGCUCACGUUUACACGAAGUCAAAGUUUCUUGGGCUUGCUAUUGGAGUUCACAACAUUGGAGAAGGUAACGUGUCUUUUCUUGAUCGAGAUGAACAUUACCAAGUCACAUUUCCUAAUGGAUACGGCAGAUCUAUUUUGACUGUUCCAUGGAUGGAACUUGGUGGUAAAGUUUUGAUCACUUGUCACAAGACGGGAUACUCAGCACCUAUUGAGUUUCAUUGCAAACCAUUUUAUGGUGGCAAGAAGCACAGAAUAACAGGCGAAAUCAUUCACUCAUCAAGUCGAAAACCAGAAGCCAAGAUUGAAGGUGAAUGGAAUGGAGUAAUGUACAUAAAACAUGAGGAUAGAGAAUCAGAGGUUUUCAUAGACACGACUACACUUCCUGUUGUUAAGAAGAGAGUGAGGAGUCUUGACGUACAAGCAGAUAACGAGUCACGAGUGUUGUGGAGAGAUGUGACUAUGAACCUAAAGUCAAAGAGCUUAGAUGCAGCUACAGCAGCUAAACGAAAGCUUGAGGAGAAGCAACGAGCAGAAGCAAAGGCAAGGAAAGAAACGAAUACAGAGUGGAAACAAAGACUGUUCCAUUUGGAAGGAAAUUCGUGGAGAUACAAUACGCCUCUCAGUUCACGUUUGACUUGAUGCUAAAUGAAAUUUCUAUACUUCGGUCAGUGAUUAUUUCACCGGAUUUGUAGACACUAAGAAAAGUUGUGUUGCCUAAAUGUACAAUUGAAAUAAAUAAUUAAUUAAUGGUCUUAAAUGGUUAGUGUAGCCAGUGUGUGGUUUAUGAUAAUGCAGUUUGUGUAGAGAACAGUUGAGCUUGAGUAAAUCUCUUUGCUAGUAGACAGUCAUGCUUGAUAAAAGGAGAUGCUAGACUUUACUGUAAUUGCAUUGUUGUUGUUGUUGUUAUUGUGUGGACAUGUGUGUACAUGUGUGUGUGUGUGCAUGUGAGUGUGUGUGUGUCUGUGUCUGUGCGUGUGUGUGUG
Molecule: messenger RNA, 2465 nt
Organism: Corticium candelabrum
Lineage: Eukaryota; Metazoa; Porifera; Homoscleromorpha; Homosclerophorida; Plakinidae
Product: oxysterol-binding protein-related protein 9-like
Exons: 23
Coding region: 4-2121 (705 amino acids)
Cellular component (GO): intracellular membrane-bounded organelle; membrane; cytosol
Molecular function (GO): sterol binding
Source: RefSeq, a predicted model, not a curated record